CCUCGCAGGCGGUUCGAGCGCGCCGUGACGGGUGUUCGGCGGGCUGUGUGCCGCUCCGGUGUCUGAUACCCGCUAUCAUGCCCAAGCGGAGCUGCCCGUUCGCGGACGCUUCCCCGCUGCAGCUCAAAGUCCAUGUGGGCCCGAGAGAGCUGAGCCGCGGUGUGUUCGCCGAGCGCUGCUCGCGCGAGGUCUUCGAAAGAACCAAGCAGCUCCUUUUCCAAGGGGCCCAGGCCUAUAGAGAUCACAUAUGGGGCGAAGGUUGUUCCAUCCACCACAUGCCAGCGUCACUGAAGCCUGGCCUGGUGGGGGCCUCUCAAGCUGCAAGGGGACAGAUGUUGAUCGGACCUGAUGGCCGACUGACACGCUGCCAGGCUCAGGCCUCAGAAGCUGGCCUGCCUGGGGCAGCACCCAUCGCUUGUUCAUCCUGCGUGAGAUCUGUGGAUGGGAAGGCGGUCUGCAGCCAGUGUGACCGGGCCCUCUGUGGGCAAUGUAUAUACACCUGCUGGGGCUGCGGAGCCUUGGCCUGUAUGCUGUGUGGCCUUGCAGACUAUGCCGAUGAUGGCGAGAAGACACUUUGCACCAGCUGUGCUAUGUUUGAAGCCUGAGGUGGCCAUGGACAGUGCAAGAUGUUCACACGGAAGAGGGAGAAGGUGGCUUUUUUAUACCUUAUGUUUUGUACCCCAGUAACAAGUGAAUAAACCUCUUUAUAUUUGCA
Messenger RNA from Acomys russatus (golden spiny mouse), 715 nucleotides. It is a transcript of the gene Siva1, whose product is annotated as SIVA1 apoptosis inducing factor. Lineage: Eukaryota; Metazoa; Chordata; Mammalia; Rodentia; Muridae. Gene Ontology annotation, biological process: extrinsic apoptotic signaling pathway. The transcript is spliced from 4 exons. Gene Ontology annotation, molecular function: CD27 receptor binding. The record is from RefSeq and is a predicted model, not a curated record. Bases 78 to 605 code for a protein of 175 amino acids.